Tupaia belangeri chinensis (Chinese tree shrew) is the source of this 1420-nucleotide messenger RNA. It is a transcript of the gene DUSP22, whose product is annotated as dual specificity phosphatase 22. NCBI's taxonomy places the organism in Eukaryota, Metazoa, Chordata, Mammalia, Scandentia, Tupaiidae. Gene Ontology annotation, molecular function: protein tyrosine phosphatase activity. The coding region runs from base 344 to 898 and encodes 184 amino acids. The transcript has 8 exons. Gene Ontology annotation, cellular component: cytosol; plasma membrane. Gene Ontology annotation, biological process: protein dephosphorylation; signal transduction. The record is from RefSeq and is a predicted model, not a curated record.
GGGCUGCAACCGGGGAGGGACUCUCGGGCCGCCCCGGCGCGCACGGGGGCGGGGACCGGCAAAACGAGACCAUUUCCCGGCAGAGACGCCGGUGCCGCUGCCUGGCUCCGGCGGGAAGUUCCGGGGCGGCUGAGCGGAAAGCCCUGCCAGCCGUGCCAGAUUCCUGGAGCACCUCGAGGCUCCCGGCCGGCCCCCGAUGCGAGUUGUUGUUUAUGCCGCGAGCACUCACUCCCUCCCGCGCGCCUCCUCCUCCGCCCCACCUGCUCCUCCCUCGUGUUGUAACAUGCCACUAGUGAGCCUGCGACCACAGCGCCCAGGGUGCUAGCGUUCGCACUCAGCCACCAUGGGGAAUGGGAUGAACAAGAUCUUGCCUGGCCUAUAUAUCGGCAACUUCAAAGAUGCCAGAGAUGCCGAACAACUGAGCAAGAACAAGGUGACCCAUAUUCUGUCUGUCCACGAUAGUGCCAGGCCUCUGUUGGAGGGAGUUAAAUAUCUGUGCAUUCCAGCAGCAGAUUCACCGUCUCAAAACCUGACAAGACAUUUCAAAGAAAGUAUUAAAUUUAUUCACGAGUGCCGACUCCGUGGUGAGGGUUGUCUCGUGCACUGCCUGGCCGGGGUGUCCAGGAGCGUCACACUGGUGAUUGCGUACAUCAUGACUGUCACUGACUUCGGCUGGGAGGACGCCCUGCACACUGUGCGUGCCGGCAGGUCCUGCGCCAACCCCAACCUCGGUUUCCAGAGGCAGCUCCAGGAGUUCGAGAAGCAUGAAGUUCAUCAGUAUCGGCAGUGGCUGAAGGAAGAGUAUGGAGAGAGCCCUUUGCGGGAUGCAGAAGAAGCCCAAAACAUUCUGGCCACACCAGGAAUUCUGAAGUACUGGGCCUUUCUCAGAAGACUGUAAUGUUCCUGGAGUUUCUGAAAUAUUGCAAAGCCACAGAAUUUAGGCUGGUGCUGCCAAAAAAAGAAAAGCAACUUUACAGUUCAUGUUUUAGCAUCCGGCAAUGAUGUGUAAACGUCUUUGCUUUUCAUUUUAAACUGUAUAUGUAUGUGAUCUUAUAAUAUGUUGAGACUUGAGGCUAUUCUUUAGCAAGAGAAAAUAUUUUUACCUUAACUUCACUGAUGUGGCCAUUUCUUUAACCUUACUUGGAUGCCUGUAAAACCACCUCAAGAGCUCAAUUGUGCUGUUUUGAUUACUGUUCAGUAAUCACAAUCGCUUCUCAUGAAUAGCUACCCAAGGGGAACCCAGCCCCUGGGGACUGUGCCUCAUAAACUCUGCUCACAUGGUCUUAAAUUCCCCAGCUUGGGAAAUAUUUCUGGGUGCGUGUGUGUGUCUUAUCCAUGGUUUGUGUUUUUUCCUGGUGGAAUUUACCAAAAGCUACAGAAUGUUGUUAAUAAAGGGCAUGUACCCAAGUUUCCCAUCUCA